This is a messenger RNA of Mercurialis annua (annual mercury), 6795 nucleotides long. RefSeq lists its product as uncharacterized. Lineage: Eukaryota; Viridiplantae; Streptophyta; Magnoliopsida; Malpighiales; Euphorbiaceae. Gene Ontology annotation, molecular function: glycosyltransferase activity. The record is from RefSeq and is a predicted model, not a curated record. The transcript has 20 exons. Bases 95 to 5347 code for a protein of 1750 amino acids.
GCAUCCUCUUCUCUUCUUGUUAAUCAGUCUCCCCUGUUUAAUCUUUCAGUAGCCCAAACCCUUAUUCUUCAAAAUUAAAAAAUCAAAAACCUAAAUGGACGGAUUUCAACAACAGCAACAUAAUCCGUACAUGAGACCACCGCCACCGGUGCCGCCACCGGAUCCUCACCACCACUAUCUUCACGGCCACCACCAGCAGCAGCAGCCAAGACCACCAGUCCCUCCACAACCCUCAUAUUACUCCAAUCAAUUCCAAUAUUAUCCCCCUCCACCACCAGCUCAGCCUUCUCAUUCUCCGUCUCCUCCGCCUCAGCAAUGGGCGGGAGUGCCACCUCCUCCUCCGCCUCCUCAGAGUCAUCAGCCUGCUUAUCAUCAGCCACCACCUCCACCUCCGCAUCAACAUCAACAUCCUUCCCAUCACCAGUUCCCUCCUCCACCGCCUCCUUAUUCCCAUCCUUCUCAAGCUUAUCCUCCGGCCAGUCAGGAAUGGGGUAACUCUAAUUGGGGCCACCCGCCGCCGCAGCAGCAGCACCCAGGCUGGGAUUAUCAAGUGGCGGCCCAGAACAAUACAGAGGAUUGGGCUGCCAGAGCCAGAGCAUGGGCAGCGCAAACUGUUCCAGCUGAUGAUCAAUAUGCGCAGUCUCAAUUUACACAAGUUGCCAGAACUGACGAACAAAGUCGGUUUCAUGAACAAUACCAGCAACCCACUGAUUCUCAUUAUCAAGAUUUCCAGCAUCAACAAUAUCCUACACAAGGGUAUCAGCAGUUUCCAGUUUCAGCAGCCCCUUCACAUCAGCCUUCGAUAUCUUAUUUGCAGGAGAAUGCAUCUUUCCAGUCUGGACCAUCUUCUAAUGUUCCUGAUGGCCGCAUGCCUUACACUAGUGGAGGUGGAACGUCAACUGGAGCAACAACUGCAAGUCCAUCUGUUCAUCCGCAGGAGGUACCUUCUAGUUAUUCUUCUGUUACAGGUAGAGAAGAGGCCAUUGAUCAAAAGGAUCAGCUGUAUAAAUCGUUGCCUUUUCCCAUAUCCUCAACAUAUGAAGGACAACGUAAUAUGCCACCAACAUUACCUGCUCAUGGUGGAUCACUUUUGACUGAACAGCCCUUUGCAUACAGAAAUCGGGGAGCUGAUCCUAAUACUGACCUUAGUGACCAGCCUUUAGAAUUUGCCCCCGGUUUCACCUGUGAUCAAAAUCCACCUAUGCAAUCUAGUUAUCCUGCUCAUCAUGAUUCAGCAGGAAAUGUAAGAGGCCUUGGUCCUGUCACACCAUCUGCUUAUCCUCCAAUCUCUUCCGUACCAUCAGGGCAUCAGCAUGAUUUUUCGCCAGCCCUAUCACCCCCUAUUUCAGGACAUACUGUGCCUCCAUUUGGAAGCUAUCCUGGACAUUUUCAAUCAACAAUUCCAGCUGCGGGUUUGUCGUAUGGUCUUGGUCCUGGAUCUUCACUUCAUCCUGCUGCAGGCUUCUUAAGCGAUGCCUAUGGGAUUUCAAAUAUUGCCGAACGCCCUAAAAAGGCUCCUGUGCCUAAUUGGCUUAAAGAAGAAAUAAUUAAGAAUGCAUCUGUUAUCACACGGUCUUCUUUAGAGCAUGCUAAAGAGGAAUCAAAAUUCAUAGAGGAUGAAGGUGUUGAUAGAUUGUAUGGGAAGGGUGAGCAAGCUGAUAGCAGAAGUGUUGAUUCUCCUAGGUCGAAUGAAGAAGAAGAAGAAGAUGAUGAGGCUGAUGAGGAAGUUGCUAAAUCUGCUGCCCUUAAUCAAGAAAUAAAACGUGUUCUGACUGAAGUUCUUUUGAAGGUUACUGAUGAGCUUUUUGAUGAAAUUGCAUCAAAAGUUCUUGAUGAAGAUAAUCCUAUGGUUGAAGGUGCUGGUUCUGUAAUUUCAGAAGAGCACAAUGCUAGCACUGCAAAUCACAAGGUGUCUCCAUCUCCUCCAGAAGUCCUGAUUCCCAAGACUUCUGCUAAGGUUCUAGUUUCUGCUAAACCCAAAGAGCCUGAGACUGAAGAUGUCAGCGAAAAGUCAAGUUCCAGUGCCCCUGGAAAUGUAUUGGGUCUAGCUACUUAUGCAUCUGAUGAUGAUGAAGAGGAUGAUGAAAUCAAGAGUUCCAGCUUGCCAAAUGUUAGGAACAAUGAUGUGCUUCAACAAUCCAGCUCUGCAGAAUUUUCAAAAGUUACACAUGGUGUUGCUGAAAAUGGCAGCUCACCAGAAAAACCUGUAAAGAGCAGCAAGCAGACAGAUUUGGAGACGGAUUUACGCAAAACAAGCCUUGUUGAGUCUAAACACACGAUCAAUGAGUCUGGUUUGAGAGCUAAUCUUGCAAAAAAAGUUCUGGACGACUCUCAAAAUGGGGAAACUCGUAGGAAAUUAAACGAAGAUAGUGAACAUGAAAGUAAAAAGAGUUAUUCUGGAGAAAACAUUAAGGAUGCAGAGCUUGGGUUCAGGGAAAAUGAGAAAGGAGAUAGAAAUGGUAAGAAAUCAGAUGAAGUGCAUUCAAGAAAGGAAAAGAAAGAUGAUCGAAAUGGCUCAAAAGAGAAAAAGAAAGAGCGAAGCAGUAGGACUGGAGAAAAAUCAAUGGAAUCUGAAUCAAGGAAAAGAUCCCAUCUUAAUAUGGAGGAGGAUAGGAAAGAGUCAGAGAAACUGCAUAGAUCAAAUGCCAAAGAAGAUGACAAUAGAAAAACAGGUCGGACAAAGGACAAGGAAGAAGAUAGAGCAAGACAUAAAUCUGCCAAUGACUCGAGCAGACGCAAGAGAAGACGUUCCUCUUCAACUAGCAGUAGGAGUAGAAACAGCAAAGACAGAGAAUUGAGUCAUGAAGGAUCAGACGAUUCUAAGAGAAAGACGCAUUCAAAAAGGCGGAACUUAUCACCAUCACCUGUCAGGUCAAGAAGAAGACAAGUUUCGCGGUCACCUCAUAGCAAGCAUUCUCAGCGCAGGCAUUCUCCCUACUCUUCUCUUGAGUCCACCAGGUAUGUUGCAUGCAGCCUCGAAGAAGAAAUCAAGCAAGGGGAAAAUGGCCUAUAUUUUGUCGCAGCGGAGGAAGGUGUUUGUGGUUUUAUUAGUUUUGAUUUAUCGGCAUGCUUAAGGAAGGUUAAACUGAUCCAGCGGAACCUUGUUUCAGAAUCCCGUUCAAAAAAUAACGAAGAUUUCUGGUUAGAACAGCAGGCUGUAGUGUUAUUCUGUUGUGUGAUUUGGCCAUUGCAAGGAGGGAAGCUUCGUCGCAUUAGCGAUCAGACUAAAAGUGUUUCAUCCCAUUUGCAGGCUUACAGUGAAUUGUUGAGAGUUGUCCAUCUUAUACCGUACUGUCAGAAUACUACUGUAACUCGAGUAGGUCUUUGGUCAAUUUGGCUGUAUGGUUUUAUACUCAUUGCUCUCUCCAUGUACACUACUCAGAAAUUACCUUCGUUCAUCAUCAACAACAUCCAAGAAUCUCCCUUUACCAAUCACAGCAAUACGCGUAAUCCGAAAAUCACAAUCUUUUCAGCACCCAACUCAGUUGGAGUUAAACAGAGCCUUGCUAUUCGCUCUUGGCUCGCUUUAUCGCCUCGAAUUACUGUUGUUCUUUUCACUCAGCACCCUUCUGCUGUUUCCUUUGCCUCCGCCUUUGAUUCGCGGGUUCUGGUUGAUUCCAGUGUUGAUUUCACGUUUCUUGGUGUACCGUUCUUGCAUUCAAUGCUGGAAAGAUCGAGAGAUUUUGCAAUGGAUGUAUCAGUUUUUGUUGAUUCAGAAACAGUUCUUCUGCCUGAUUUUGUUUCCAGUUUGAAUUAUGCUUAUACACUUGAUCAUGAUUGGCUUUUAGUUGCUUCAUUGCGUAAUGUUUCUUACUUCCCGUUUGAUUUGGAUGGCAAUGGAAGACACUGGCUGAGAAAAGAUGGUAAAUUGAUGACAUCUCAUGAGUUGCUGGAAACUCUUGGGCAGAAUGGGCUGUUGAACUCGAAUCAUUGUGAUGAUAGAUUGUUGUUGGCGUGGAAUGGAAAGAAUGUGCCUUUACAUGACGGCGUGCUGCCUCCUUUCUUGUAUGGGAAAGGGAUUCAUAACCAUUGGAUUAUCAAUGAAGCUAUGUUGUCUGAAUUUAGGUUUGUGUUUGAUGCAAGUAGGACGAUUACGUGUUUUUAUUUAAAAGAUCAUGGAAACUGGUCUGAUCGGUCAGUGAAGGAGUCCGGUUUUGACGAUACCAGAAAGAGAAGUUGGGAAAAUGCUGGCAAUUCCCAUCUUGGUGCAGCAUAUGGAUCAUUACUUUUCCGCGAAAUCAAUUAUUCUAGCCUAGUAAAACUUGUGAACUGUGAUGGCAGAUAUCUCUUUGUUGACUCAAAAGAAGAUAUUUUAAUGAAUCAGAGACCUAGCCUAUUGAAUAGAAGAGUCUUGUAUUCUAGGACUAAGAUGAAAACUAUAGCUUGUGUUGACAAUACUAAAUCACAAGAUGAGACUUUGAAUUGCUCCCUGAAAGAUCAGUUACAGCACUUGGCACCACUCGAGUUUCCAUUUUCCUUAGAGUCACUGCUUUCGAUAGCUGCAGAUGAGAAUAAUAUAGUGGUGCUUGCUGUUGCUGGGUUUAGCUAUAAAGAUAUGUUGAUGAGUUGGGUGUGCAGAUUGCGACGCCUCCGGGUCACUAACUUCUUAAUUUGUGCCCUUGAUCAUGAAACAUAUGAGUUCUCAGUCUUACAGGGCCUGCCUGUUUUCCUCGAUCCAUCCGCCCCACGUGAUAUUAGCUUUGAUGAUUGUCAUUUUGGAACUGAAUGCUUUCAAAGGGUGACAAAAGUGAAGUCCAGAUUAGUUCUGAAGAUAUUAAAGCUGGGGUACAAUGUGCUUCUAAGCGACGUAGAUGUGUAUUGGUUUGCAAACCCAUUGCCAAUGCUCUCUCUUUUCGGUCCUGCUGUUCUGGUUGCACAGUCUGACGAAUACAAAAAAACAGGACCUGUGAACUUGCCUAGGCGUUUGAACUCUGGAUUUUAUUUCGCUAGAUCUGAUAGCUCAACGAUUGCUGCUAUGGAGAAGGUGGUAAAUCAUGCGGCAACUUCGAGUCUCUCUGAGCAACCAAGCUUCUAUGACAUGUUAUGUGGAGAAGGUGGAUCCAAUCGCUUAGGUGAUGAUAAAUGUGUGGAACCUGAAACUAAUCUGACCGUUCAUUUCUUGGAUAGAAACCUCUUCCCUAAUGGUGCAUACUCAGACCUAUGGCAGAAAAAAAAUGUGAAAAAAGCCUGUAAAACAAAGGGCUGUCUCGUUCUUCAUAACAAUUGGAUCAGUGGAAGGCUGAAGAAACUGGAGCGUCAAAUUUCGUCUGGUCUAUGGGAGUAUGAUAGUAGCGAAAGGAUGUGCUACAGAACUCAGAACAUUCAGCACAGAGGAGUUUCAAAAUGAAGAAGCAGUUCUUUCAUUCCUUGAUAUUGCAGAUCUACUUUAAGUCGACCUGGAUAUGUCCUUUUCUUCGAGGGCUGGCCUAUUAUGUGUUUGAACCGAAAUAUUUCUGUCUUCUACCUAGGCCUGCCUGGUUUCUGAGAUCCGUCAGCCCUUUAUAACAUCAGCUUUGAUGAUAGUCACUCUGGAACUGAAUGCUUUUAAAGUGCGACAAAGUGAUGUUCAGAAUGGUUCUGCAGAUAUUGAAGCUAGGCUACGGUAUACUACUGUGCUAUGUAUUGCCAAAUUUGUCCGGUUCAUCGGAGUAGGGUAGCAACUAAAGGAUGUGCCGCAGAAGCAGCUCAUUGUGAAGAUGAUGAAGUAUGUUCUACCUGCUCAAAUGGUUAAUAUUCUUUGAUGCUGAUUACUUUGGAUUUCUCGUGGUUAGAAUAAAAGAAGAUUUAUGCUGAUUCUAUGUUAUAAUUGUACGCCUUGGUUUCAUCUUUUUUGUUUUUUGGGAGAAUACUAUAUUGGAAUCAGCCGGCCAUGCAAAACAAAAGAGAAGUAUAUCCACCUUGACAACAGUUAAUACCUGAAGCCGGCACAACUUUCGCCACAUUUCCUGCUGAUCUGACAGCUUUUAAUUUUCAGAUAUGCUGAAGGCCUGUGUUAACUUGCUAGGUCAAAAUCAAGACUCUCAUAAGAAAUCGAAAAGGAAAGAAGAAUUGGAAAUAGCUUCCAUCUCAUUCAGCUUGCGCUCACAGUCAAGAGAUUUUUAUGUGAGGAUAGUUCAUGCAGGCGGACGGGAGGAUUUGUAUCCGCAUGAAGUUCCGGUAUCUCAAUUGAUGGAAAAAUAUCCCGGGAUGUGUGUUGCCAGGCCAGAAGUUUUCAAAAAUCCUCAGAAAUCCUUGUUAAGGCCGGACGAGACUUUGUUGCCAGGUCACAAAUAUUUGAUGAUUCCAACUACUACUGCUCGGAAAUUGAAACGUAAACAAACGAAGAAGGGAAAAGCCUCAGGUAAUGCUCAUGUUAAAAAUGAGAUGUCAGAUGUAAACAUUACUUGGAAUGCAGGUAAAGACGGUUCAGAUGAAUCUGUUUCAUCUGCAAAAGAAUUCUAUGUCUCCAAGGGGAGGUGGUCUAAAGACUCGAAACGUUCAUCAAGGAAGAGUGUUAAAUUGAAGAAGCCUUUCGUUCCUCCGCUCCCCAAAACAAUUCGCGUUCAAGGAUGGGAACCAAGUCUGACCUCUGUACAGGAACUCUCUCCUUGAUCAUUUCAUCUGCCUGUUCACUUGCAUCUGUAUUCCGGUACGUUGUUAAUUUCUCCUCGGUGUUGCUUGAUUGCCUGAGAAUUGUCUUACAGACAAUAAUAUGAAUGUAUAGAAGUUGUUUGAAUACUUCUCACUUGCAACACUUUCAUAACUGCUAAAAAAAUUUAUAUGCUAAUCUUUUUGAAUAUUACAUGUGAAUUUCAA